Eriocheir sinensis (Chinese mitten crab) is the source of this 2882-nucleotide messenger RNA. RefSeq lists its product as uncharacterized. Gene Ontology annotation, cellular component: plasma membrane. The transcript has 5 exons. Gene Ontology annotation, biological process: cell adhesion. NCBI's taxonomy places the organism in Eukaryota, Metazoa, Arthropoda, Malacostraca, Decapoda, Varunidae. Bases 159 to 2882 code for a protein of 907 amino acids. The record is from RefSeq and is a predicted model, not a curated record.
ACAAGGACUGGCAAGACAAGCGUGGCCUCCUGUACACCCUCAGUGGGGACGGCGUGGACGGCUUCGCCCCCGCCGACGCUUACUUCAGCAUCGACGCUCUCACGGGGGAACUCAUCCAGCAGCGGGCGCUGGACCGAGACCCUCCCCGUGGCCGGCAUAUGUGGAAGGUGCGGGUGCAGGUGAGGGACGGCCAGGCCCUCAGGUCAGGCGACCACCACCCCGCCCCCCCGCACAGCCACAGUCGCCGCCCCAGGCACACUGAGCGGAAGAUUCAAAGGGAGAGAACGUUAGACAGCCGCAAGGGAGAGACUGGAAAAACAGGUAAAGAAGAGAGGGAAAAGGGAAAAGAGAAAAAGCAGCAACAUGUGGAGUUUUUCAAAGAAACACCAACCAGGUUUUUCAGGAAGCUUCAAAGUGAACCAGAGGAGAGUUUAAACGAAUUGCAACAACUUAAAAAAACAGCGAGCUCGACGGAAAACGGAGACGUUGGGACUGAAGGGUUAACCAAACGGCUCCACACCUCACGCCUGCACCAAAUGAUCGAGGCGGCGAGGAAAAAUGUUCCACCGUCCCAGAAAGUUGAAAGCAGCCAGACUGAAAGUUUCUUCAAUUGGCCAGAAAUGAAAGUUUGGAAAACACAAAAAAAUCCUCAUGCAAAGGCAUUGAUUCCCUUCCUGGGUGAGGGGUUUGUGAAAGACCAAUUACAAGAAACGAAACUCAGAUAUUCGGGAAGUCAAAAAUACAGUCCGGGACCCAAUCGCCACACUGCUAAAGAAACAAAGACAGUAAAGCCAUUAUUUAACAAAAUACAAACCAAUUUAUCACAUCCAAAUACAUUAGGAAUUCUACGGAAAACUGGACGGUCAUUGAAAAGUAGAAAAAGUAGACAACCAAAGAGACUUCGAUCUGCCGGAAUGGGAAGUUUAGCAGAAAGUUCCUCGGAUGUCUCGGGAGUCCGCUACAAACACAACUUUUCGGUGAGCGUCGCCGAAAUAGGAAAGGGAGGUGUACCUCAGCAGACAUACCUCGCUGCUGAGGACUCUGAAGCCUUUGUGACGAAAAACUUUGUAGUAAAGGAAGUAUGCGUCCAUAACGACAAAGCGUUCAGUAUAUGUUCUAAAGGAGCGGAAAACGUCUCGAGCGAGACAAAUGCUGCACCUACAUACAAUGUCGUGAGGAAGGUUGAAUUAGCAUUAAAUACAGAAGAAAAAGAUGCUCUUGGUUUGUGGAAAACAGAGAAUUCAACCCCUUCUAUAAGACCCAAAGGGCUCCACCACGCAAGCAGGAGGGAGUCAAAGCAGAAAGGGAAAAGCUCUUAUGCUAAGGAGGCCGCAUCAUCCCACCUCUGCCUCGAGGGAAGUUGUAUGAAAGAGGUGACAUUAUUACCAAACGAGAUCACUGGAAAUAGAAAAAUUUACUCUCCUGCUGGGUAUGAGCAAACUGAGAAGAAUAGAAAACCUAACACGAAACUGAAAAAGACUUCUCUGAAAACUACACUUAAAAAUGACAAACAUCCUAAACGAAGGAUGAGACGUGGUAAUGAAGGACCAUACAGCUUGAAUGUGACGCCUUCCAUUAGGGAACGGAGGGAGGCUGCGAGAUACAAGCAACAAGGAAGAAAGAGCUCCCAUCGAAGCAAAACGUAUAACCCUAUGGGGAACUUAGACACUGGGGUUGGAGGAGGCGGCGGUGGUGGAGGCUGCGGGGACGUGUUUGGCGGGGAGCUGCACGAUUACAACGUGUCCAGGACCAAUGGCGGUGGGCCUGGUUGGGUGCACAGAGGCCGCGUGCAUCUGGUGGAGACGGUGGUGACCCUGCUGGUGAAGGACAUCAACGACAACCCGCCGGUCUUCCCUAACACUACCAUGUUCGGGGAGGUGCAAGAAAACGGCCCCAUAGGUGAGUACGACUUUUUCAUGUUCACGUGCCUGAACUCAGCAACAGACUUCCUCGACAUCCUGAAGAGCAACAACUCAAGAGGAAUCAUCGCUUCACUGGACGUUGAGUCACUCUUCACGAAUGUCCCUGUUGAACGCACCAUCAACUACAUCGCUCAGCGAGUGUACCAUGACGACAGCACCCCACCGCUAGACAUCCCAGAACUGAACAAAUUCAUCACCAUGAGCAACAUCAACAGCGAGACCAUCAAAAUCAACAAGGUCUCUGGUGAAUAUGGUAUGGGCUACUGCUAUGGCACCGUGAAGACACAUAAACCAGGAAACAAACUCCGGCCCAUCAUAUCACAAAUCCCGACACCGACUUAUAAUAUCGCGAAGAAACUCUGUAAGAUCCUUACACCAUACGUCCCAACAACAUAUAGCCUGAACUCAGCAACAGACUUCCUCGACAUCCUGAAGAGCAACAACUCAAGAGGAAUCAUCGCUUCACUGGACGUUGAGUCACUCUUCACGAAUGUCCCUGUUGAACGCACCAUCAACUACAUCGCUCAGCGAGUGUACCAUGACGACAGCACCCCACCGCUAGACAUCCCAGAAGCAGCUCUACGUGGUCUACUUCAAUGCUGCACGAAAGAAGCACCGUUCACCUGUCCACGGGGUCAAAAAUACCAGCAAAUCGAUGGAGUCGCUAUGGGCUCUCCAUUGGGAGUGCUUCUAUCAAAUUUCUUCAUGGGCUGCAUUGAAGAUGAAGUUUUCAAAACAAUAAACAAGCCGGACAUCUACUGCCGAUACAUCGAUGACAUCUUCAUCAAAACGAAGAACGAAGAAGACAUGGAAGACAUACGUACCUGCCUACAAGAGAUCUCAGGACUUAAGUUCACAAUAGAAAGAAGCGCCGAGGGGAAAAUGCCGUUCCUGGACCGCAUGGCGUGGAAUGUGACAAAGAAGAACCAGGGCGCUGGGCUUGACGGCGACGUCAUAUAG